GUUGUGUUAGACAGCCAACUUGUAGUGUUUGUAGCUUGUCAUAAGCUUUUGUAGAUUUUGUGAACCAUUGAAGUGUGGCCAGGUUGUUAGAAACUGUUACGCUUUUGACUGAUUCCAAACAUUUCCAUCCACACUUAGAUAAUUAUCUGUAUAGAGACACUAGGUGCAGGGGUGCUGUAUUGUUUUGUUGUUGUUUGUUUUUAAAAGCUAGAUUAGAUAGUCAGAAUUUGUUUUCCUUUUAUUUUUGAUUAGUCAGAUUGUUUUUGUGUUGCUUCCCUUUCCCCUGCGGGCUGGGUUGUAACAGUAUUGUUUGCUGAUAUUAAGAGUAUAUAAAAGCUGAUCAGUGCAGUUGAAUGACACAAAGCUGAAACUUAUCUCAUCUCAGAUAGUGUAACUGUAUUUUUUGAAAUACUCAGAUGCUCGAAGAUAGAUUUGUGUCGUCAUGAAAAAUUUCUCUGAGGUGACAACUAUUCAUCUGUCUGAUUACUAUGGAAUGGAGGGCCUGAAGCCACUGUACUUCUGCGCCUUCCUGAUUAUCUACAUAACCAUUGUUGCUGAAAAUAUAGUGUUAAUUGGAGUAGUUUACUGUGAAAAAAUCCUGCAUGAGCCAAUGUAUUUUUUGCUGUGUAACUUGGCUGUGAAUGGACUGUAUGGAGGCACUGCCCUACUGCCAGCAGUACUUAGCAACUUGCUGUCACACUCGUAUGUAAUAUCUCUUCCCUUUUGUCAGACGCAGAUCUAUGCUGUUCACACGUAUGCUAUCACUGAAUUCACCAUUUUAGCAGCUAUGAGUUAUGACAGGUAUGUGGCCAUUUGUUAUCCGCUGCUUUAUCAUACAAUCAUGUCACAGAGAGUUGUUAAACUUAUUGUUUUCACAUGGUUGUACCCCAUGCUGGCAUUUAUCAUUGUUUACAUUUUCACUCUUCGGCUGCGGUUCUGUGAGAGAACCAUAGAAAAGGUGUACUGUAUGAAUUACUCACUUGUGAAACUUGCCUGUACAGAUACAUCUGUUGUUAACAUUGUUGGCCUACUAUCUGUGGUUCUGUAUGCACUGCCACAGCUUGUCAUGAUCUUUUAUUCAUAUGCACACAUCCUGAGGAUAUGUGUGUUAUCAUUCAACAAAUCCAAGCUCAAGGCCCUCCGGACUUGCACCCCCCACCUGCUCGCCGUAACUAACUACUCUAUUGGGUGCUUUUUAGAAAUAGCACAAAGUCGAUUCAAUAUUAAGCACCUGCCUUACCAAAGCAAGUUGUUUUUAUCCGUGUACUUCCUGAUAUUCCCACCCCUUCUUAAUCCAGCAAUCUACGGAUUGAGUAUUCAAGUCGUGAGAGAUCGACUGUUUAGGCUUUUCAGCAGAAAAAGCAGGCAAGUAACAAAUAAUGUAGCCAAGAGGGCUGCUGGUACCAUGCAUUCAAAGUGUGUCCUGCAUGGUGCUGUGAGGACUGAUGGAAACACAUGACAUACAGAAUCUCCUGUCUCUCCAUGUUGUUUAAUCACAUUUGCUAUUGAAAACCAAACAAGCCCAGCAGGCACAGAGAAAAACAUUUGGAGAGUUAAAUUCUUGUCAUGCCAUGUGGGCUUCUUGAGGCAUUAGCGGGCUGAAGCUCAGGCCUUGUGCACAUAAUGUGCUGAGCUUCAGUCUGUUUGUCUGUGCCUACGUGGACUAAAUAUACCACUGGGACUUUAAAACGCACCUUUGUCUUUCACACUGUCUGCUCUGUGAACUCUAACAUGAAUACUG
Molecule: messenger RNA, 1741 nt
Organism: Epinephelus moara (kelp grouper)
Lineage: Eukaryota; Metazoa; Chordata; Actinopteri; Perciformes; Serranidae
Product: olfactory receptor 52Z1P-like
Exons: 1
Coding region: 443-1459 (338 amino acids)
Biological process (GO): G protein-coupled receptor signaling pathway
Cellular component (GO): membrane
Molecular function (GO): olfactory receptor activity; G protein-coupled receptor activity
Source: RefSeq, a predicted model, not a curated record